CACCGCACACAGGGCCUGGAACAUAAAAACCAAGCUUCAGGUUGGGCAGCAGCUUCUUUAGGAGAGUCUGCUUGUGGCAGUGCGGUUGGGGCUGACCCGAAAAGGAUGUUGCCCCAUAAUCCCAGCCUACCUCAGCUCCUCCUUCAAAGUUAAAUGCCUGAUACAUGAGAUUUAUUUGACGUGUGCGUGCUAGCAACUCAACGCCGCUGAUGAAAUGCUCCUAGUUUAGCAGGUCUCACCCACUGCACCAACCUGGGAUUGUGGCCGGAGCAGCUUUAAAAAAGGACUGGGAAGAAAGGAGCGAGCGCAGUCUUAUCGCAGAGAGCAGGAGCAUCCCUGCCCGGGGCGGGGCUGGCCCGGCAGAGGCACGAGCUCGAGCCCUUCCCCGGCGGCUGCAGCCCGGGCGGCUCCGGGGAUGCCCUGCUGUGCUCUGCCCUGCGCCCGCCCGCCGCACUACAAGUCCCAGGCGCCCGCGCCCCGCACGUGAUCGCAUCUGGCUUGCAAGAGACCUGGAUGGGAGCAAGCAGCGGAGCGGCUCAGCCAGUGCCCCGGGCGGUCCCGGUGCAUCCCCCCCGGCAAGAUGAUGGCAAUGUAUUUUUUCUUCUCCAACAAGGUGGUACUUUUGUUUGACUUCUGGAAUGUCCACAGCCCGGCAGGGAUGGCACUGUCGGUGGUGGUGAUCCUGCUGCUGGCAGCAUUGUACGAAGUCAUCAAGGUCACCAAAGGCAAACUGCUUCGUCGGACAGUGUCGUCUGUCCCCACCAGCAUCAGUCAGGAGUCAUUAGCAGAACGAGACAGGGCAUCUGUCAACUCAGAGCGAGAUCAGCAAAACUCUACCCAAAAAAGGUGGUUUCUGUACCAUGUCAGCCAGACACUGCUCCACGUGAUCCAGGUGGUGAUUGGUUAUCUGGUGAUGCUGGCUGUGAUGUCCUACAACACUUGGAUCUUCCUGGGUGUGAUUGUGGGCUCCACAGUGGGUUACUAUGUGGCCUACCCAAUGCUCAAUAUGCGGUAGAAGCUCCUGGACCUGCUGCAUUCAAGGAUACUGUUGCACGGACGAGGGCAGCAUCUCCCAUGGGAGGAUGGCGACUGAUUUUCCACUGGAGAAACUACUCAUGGCCUCUAAUGCUGGAAAGAUUCCCAGGGCACUAGGGAAUUUCCCACUUCUUUCAUUGCAUUUCGGCUCAUACUGUUAUAAAAAAAUCUACAUACAUUUUUAAAAUCACAUUUGAACCAUUUCUGCUGGGCCUGCCCUCCUCCCACUUGCUGUGCAGGCAAUGGCACCAAGGAGGACCUAGGUUGGGUCCAGGACUGUUUCCUGGUCUGUGGCCACCAUUAUCCCCACUGCCACUCACCAGCAUGGGAGCUGCCCUCAGCAGAAAAGCAAUUAACACUGACUUUGAAUCCACCCUCAGGUCUCACUCAGGAAUCCCAGGAACCUUUUCCCAUUGACCAGGGGUAGCGUAGAGGUUUGUGCCCUUGUCAGCAUUGCUUUGGUUUGGUUCCAAGUUGAGCCAGCAAGUGGGUGACAGGCUGUAUUUAAAUCAAGGAUGUGGAUGUGAUGGAAACGACUCUGGCAUGACUUUAUCCUCCCUCAUAUGUCUGUACAGGAUUCUGCCUGGUCCCAUUCACUUUUCCUUACUGCUUGUGGUCGGGGGAAGGAGCAAAAUUAGAAAGAGGUGGUAUAACCCUAAGGUUAUCUCUUAUCCUUCAAGGGUUUCUUUACAAACCCUGCCCCGUGCCACCCUGUGCCCUUCACCUCACACGGUGCCUUCCGUGUUCCUGUAGCACUACCUGUGACUGAGCAUGUCAUGGCAUGCAGAGGUGGAUGCAGUGCAAGCCGCUCUUGCAUUGGUUUCCAGAAUCUCUGAAGGCAACUGCAUUCAUGUGCCAAACAGGAGAUUUUACCACACCUUUAACUCUCCUAUGAAAUAUGAACUUUCAUUUCUACCUGGGAGAACUUUACGAUCUUUUCUCCUAGGCCUGAAAAAGGGUGCCUGUGCCUGAAAGCUUGUAAUUAAAGAAUUUUUUUUUUUUUGAAAAAAUGUAGUUGGUCUAAUAAAAGAUAUCACCUCUAUCACGAGGUCUGACUGCAUUAAUAUAGAACUAGUAGGUGUAGCUCUUACAUGUGUGCAAUGACUGAACUGCUGUGGAAACAGGUUUGCCAAACUCCUACUGUGUCUCUCUGGUUCUUCCUGUUCUUCCCAGAGAAGGGCCCAUUUUAAUAAAGCCAUCUUUAUCAGUUA
This is a messenger RNA of Alligator mississippiensis (American alligator), 2246 nucleotides long. It is a transcript of the gene SLC31A2, whose product is annotated as solute carrier family 31 member 2. Lineage: Eukaryota; Metazoa; Chordata; Crocodylia; Alligatoridae. Gene Ontology annotation, biological process: copper ion transmembrane transport. Bases 581 to 1015 code for a protein of 144 amino acids. Gene Ontology annotation, cellular component: membrane. Gene Ontology annotation, molecular function: copper ion transmembrane transporter activity. The record is from RefSeq and is a predicted model, not a curated record. The transcript is spliced from 4 exons.